This is a messenger RNA of Ziziphus jujuba (common jujube), 3777 nucleotides long. RefSeq names its product structural maintenance of chromosomes protein 6B. NCBI's taxonomy places the organism in Eukaryota, Viridiplantae, Streptophyta, Magnoliopsida, Rosales, Rhamnaceae. Gene Ontology annotation, biological process: double-strand break repair via homologous recombination; chromosome organization. Gene Ontology annotation, cellular component: nucleus; site of double-strand break; chromosome. The transcript has 28 exons. The coding region runs from base 277 to 3435 and encodes 1052 amino acids. Gene Ontology annotation, molecular function: damaged DNA binding; ATP binding; protein binding. The record is from RefSeq and is a predicted model, not a curated record.
GAUCAAAAAAAAAAAAAAAACUAUACUUUUAUCUAAUUGCGUUCAAUAAACAAAUAUAUAAUAAAAAAUAAAAAUAAAAUAUAUAAGAAAUAAAAAAUAAAAAAAAAAAAACCAAAGGGGUCGUGUUCAUACACAUCGGUCUCAGACAAUCAAUUCCUUUUAUUUCCCGCCACUGAUAGGAAUCUUUGUCGCGGAGGUUCUUGGCGGUUGAGCCUAAACCACUUUCUUUUUGUUUCGGAACCCUAGGAGGAGAAGAAGCAGAACUCGGCCUCAGCCAUGAACGAUCAUAUCUCCGGCGCGUUUCACCGUCCCAUGGCAGGCGUCGUUAAAAGAAUCCGGCUAGAGAACUUCAUGUGCCACAGUCACCUGGAAAUCGAGCUCGGCGACUCCGUCAAUUUCAUCACCGGUCAAAAUGGAAGUGGUAAGAGUGCGAUACUUACUGCUUUGUGCGUUGCAUUUGGGUGUCGAGCUAAAGGGACUCAAAGGGCUUCAACGUUGAAGGAUUUUAUUAAAACUGGUUGCAGUUAUGCAAAUGUUCAUGUAGAAAUUAAAAAUGAAGGGGAGGAUGCUUUGAAGCCAGAAAUAUAUGGCGAUGUCAUAAUUAUAGAGCGUAGGAUUUCUGAAAGUACAAGCACCACAGUUUUAAAAGAUCACCAAGGAAAAAGGGUUACAAAUAAGAAAGAGGAGCUUCGUGAGCUAGUGGAGCAUUUGAAUAUUGAUGUUGAGAAUCCUUGUGUAAUCAUGAGUCAAGACAAAAGCAGAGAGUUUUUGCAUUCUGGGAAUGACAAAGAUAAAUUUAAGUUUUUUUAUAAGGCCACCCUUCUUCAGCAAGUUAAUGAUCUUUUGGAAAGCAUUGACCAACACUUGAAGUCUGCAGAUGGUAUAAUUUGUGAGUUAGAGGCCUCAAUAAGACCUAAAGAGAAGGAACUACUUGAGUUGCAAGAAAAGAUUAAAAAUAUGGAGCAUGUAGAAGAAAUAACUCAACAGGUACAGCAGUUAAAGAAGAAGCUUGCAUGGUCCUGGGUAUAUGAUGUAGAAAAGCAACUCCAGGAACAAAGCUUCAAGAUUGAAAAGCUGAAAGAUCGUAUACCUACUUGUCAAUCUAAAAUUAACAGUCAAACAGAUCUAGUGGAGGAAUUGAGGGCACACUUCACCAAGAAGAAAAAUCAGAUUGCAUCUAUGAUGGAAAAAACAUCAGAAGUGAGGAGAAUGAAGGAUGAAUUGCAACAGACUCUAGCCUUGGCUACAAAAGAGAAGCUUGAAUUAAAAGAAGAACACAGCCGCAAAAGUAACCACAUUAAGAAGCUGGUAAACCGUGUUAGGUUGCUUGAGCAGCAAGUCCAUGAUAUUCAUGAGCAGCAUGUUAAAAACACACAGGCUGAAGAAUCUGAAAUAGAGGAAAAGGUGAAGGAACUUGAACACGAGGUUGAAGUUGCUGAUUCAAUGCUUUCAAGGUUGAAGGAAGAAGAGAGUGUGUUAUUAGAAAUCUUAGAUCAAGUAGUGUCUGAAAUCCGAAGGAUAGCUGAGGAGAUUGAAAACUGUGACAAGAAGAACCGUGAGAUCUCUUCUCUCAUUCGUGAGCUUAAUCAACAUCAAACCAAUAAGGUUACAGCGUUUGGUGGAGAGAGGGUGAUGAAUCUGUUAAGAGCAAUUGAGAGACAUCAUCGUAGAUUCAAAAAGCCUCCAAUUGGUCCAGUUGGUGCUCAUGUGACUUUGGUUAAUGGUGAUAUGUGGGCUCCUGCAGUUGAACAUGCCAUUGGCAACUUGCUCAAUGCUUUCAUUGUGACAGAUCAUAAAGAUUCUCUUCUUUUGAGAACAUGUGCUAAGGAAGCAAACUAUAGCUACCUUCAGAUUAUCAUUUAUGAUUUUUCAAGACCAAGGUUGAAUAUACCACAUCACAUGCUUCCUCAAACGCAGCAUCCAACUACUCUCUCUGUUAUUCAUUCUGAAAAUCAUACUGUUCUAAAUGUCCUAGUGGAUAUGGGCCAUGUGGAGAGGCAAGUUCUUGUUAAAGAUUAUGAUGGGGGAAAAGCAGUUGCUUUUGACCAAAGGAUCUCAAAUCUGAAGGAGGUCUACACCUUAGAUGGAUAUAGAAUGUUUUCUCGUGCUUCUGUCCAAACAAUACUUCCUCCUAACAAGAAGAUUAGAGCUCCCCGUCUUUGUAGCUCCUUUAAUGACCAAAUCAAAAAUCACGAAAGGAAUGCAUCAAAUGUACAAGAAGAAGCUCAACAGUUUAGGAGGAGGAAAAGGGAGGCAGAAGAAAAACUUCAAAAUCUUCAAGAUAAAAUAAAAAGUGUAAAGAGGAGGUGUAUGAAUGCAGAGCGUAAUGUUAUGGAGAAGAAACUAGCACUUAAUGAUGUUAAGAAUUCAUAUGCUGCAGAAGCAAAUGUGUCACCAGCAUCAACUGUUGAUGAGCUUCAUCAAGAAAUUUCAAAAGUUCAAGAGGACAUAGAAGAAAAGAAAGCAUUGCUGGAAACGUUCCAAGUCAGAAUGUAUGAAGCUGAAUCAAAGGCCAGAGAUCUCAAAGUAUCAUUUGAGAAUCUAUGUGAAUCAGCAAAAGGAGAAAUGGAUGCCUUUGAGAAAGCAGAAAAGGAUCUUACAAAUAUUGAACAAGAGCUACAUUCUGCAGAAGCAAAUAAGGUUCAUUAUGAAGGCGUAAUGAAGAAAAAGGUCCUUCCUGAGAUCAAGGAGGCAGAGGCGCAAUAUCAGGAGCUUAAAAGCCUCCGUGAGGAUAGUUUUAAGAAGGCUUCUAUCAUUUGUCCUGAGAGCGAAAUUGAAGCAAUAGGUUGGGAUGGUAGCACCCCUGAGCAGCUAAGUGCCCAAAUAACCAGACUGAACCAGAGACUUCAGCAGGAAAGCCACAGAUUUUCUGAAUCCAUUGAUGACCUUAGAAUGUUGUAUGGGAAGAAGGAACGAAAGAUUCAAAGAAAACAGCAAAGUAACAAAGCCUUUCGAGAAAAAUUGAGUACUUGUCAAAGAGCCCUAGAAAAAAGACAUACAAAAUUUCAGAGGAAUGCAAGACUUCUGAGGCGUCAACUAACAUGGCAAUUCAAUAACCAUUUGGGGAAGAAAGGGAUCAGUGGAAAAAUCAAAAUUAGUUAUGAGGAAAGAACUCUCUCUGUUGAGGUAAAGUUGCCUCAAGAUGCAUCAAGCGGCAAUGUUCGUGACACUAGAGGGCUUUCAGGUGGGGAACGCUCGUUUUCAACAUUAUGUUUUGCAUUGGCCCUGCAUGACAUGACUGAAGCUCCAUUCCGGGCAAUGGAUGAGUUUGAUGUGUUUAUGGAUGCUGUAAGUCGGAAAAUCAGCUUAGACACUCUUGUGGAUUUUGCAUUGGCUCAAGGAUCCCAAUGGAUAUUUAUCACUCCUCAUGAUAUCAGCAUGGUAAAACAAGGGGAGAGGAUAAAGAAGCAGCAAAUGGCGGCUCCUCGUUCUUGAUUACCCCCUCCACAAUUUUACUUGUUUGUAUAGUUGUGCCAAGUCUAAUCAUGCAUUUUGAAGUGGCAAGGUUUAUCUUUUAUCGUACCAUUUAACAUCUAGGUUAAAUAUGCUAACUAUAGAAUUGUUUUUGCUUUCAUCUAGGAAUUAGUGUGGCUCCUUGUUGCUCUGAUCUUACAUUUUGUGCUUUGCCAUUUAUGUCAUCCUUCCCUUUUCUCCAUCUGUAAAGCCUGUAUUGUAGUCUGUUUAAAUGCCAAUCUAUGUAAAAGGAACUAAAAUACAGAUUGGAUUAUCUAUUUUACUAUCUAUUUGCUUAAAUAUGUUAUUUCGUUCUUUUAUUUA